Molecule: messenger RNA, 792 nt
Organism: Cornus florida
Lineage: Eukaryota; Viridiplantae; Streptophyta; Magnoliopsida; Cornales; Cornaceae
Exons: 2
Coding region: 1-792 (263 amino acids)
Biological process (GO): DNA integration
Molecular function (GO): nucleic acid binding
Source: RefSeq, a predicted model, not a curated record
AUGGAUCUAAUAGGCCCAAUCUCCCCAAAGUCACGACAGAAGAAGUGGAUAUUAAUAGCGACAGAGGUCUGUAUCAAGUGGGUAGAAGCAGUGGCCCUCUCAACCACAACAGGACAGCUCGUGGCUAAUUUCAUUAAGGAAAACAUCAUAUGUUGCUUUGGCGUACCUCGGGUUAUAUUAUUAGACAACGGAACCCCUUUUAUCAACAGCAAGGUUCGAGCCCUUCUCCAAGGAUAUCAUGUGACCCAUCACACGUCAAUACCCUAUUACCCCAAGGGCAGCGGCCAAGCGGAGGCCACCAACAAGACCCUGCUUAGAAUCUUGAGCAGGACUCUGAAAGAGCAGCACGACAAAUGGGCAGAGCAACUGCCCCUUGCGCUUUGGGGCAACCGCACUACCAUAAAGGGGGCCACUAAUGCCACGCCUUUUUCUGUAGUUUAUGGAACAGAGGCGGUUUUUCCCAUCGAAAUAACGGUAUCAUCAGGAAGCUUAGUGAUCGAUCUUAUUGACAGUCGUGGAGAGUACCAACUUCCUCAUCGAAUUUUUCAGAUCUCGUCUUGCCCAAUGCUGAGAUGCCCAGAGAACAAAAUCAGACCAAGAAGAGGGAUGAGCGUGAAAUCUGGUAAUGUUUUGAAGGUGAACCCAAAUUGGCCUUGUGAAAUUGCAAGCAAAAAAAAGGUGGUCAUAGGUCUCGUUGACCACAUUACAGAAGAGGCAGAGCCUCGAUCCAUUUACCAUCCUCAUUCGGCUUCGAUCCAUAGUGGAGAGCCUGCCUUGAACAGCCAACCAUAA